ACAUUUCUCGCUACCCAAUCUGGAGUGAACAACUUUUCGCGCUGCCACCCUCCUCCACUCCCUCUCUCUCUCUCUCCCCUUCAAUCAUCAAGCUCCUUUCGUUCUUCCGUAUUGAACGACAUAAUCCUAUCCUUAAUACUUCUUCAAUGGCCAAGUCUCUCGUGGUUUCCUUUGGUAGUCAGGCGCCGGUUGGUCCUCAACAUCCUUCCUUGUCCCCAAACUACUGCCACGCACUUCCACCACCAAAGCCCUUCCUCUCUUCCACCCUCCAAAGCCCCCUCUCUUUGAAGUAUGAUUCUUUCACUCCUUUGCUUCACCGCCGAAACAUCCGUUUUCCGGCUCCUUCCGCUCUUGAAUCCGACGUCCCACAUCCCCUUCACGAGGGAUCAGUGAAAUAUGGGGGCAGUAAGAGCUUUGAGCAAUGGGAUUCGUUAACUGCAAAGUUCUCUGGAGCAUCAAAUAUCCCAUUUCUGUUACUGCAAAUGCCUCAGAUCAUCCUUAACGCUCGCAAUCUUUUGGCUGGUAACAAAACAGCCCUUCUAGCUGUCCCAUGGCUGGGGAUGUUUACUGGUUUGCUGGGAAACCUUUCACUCCUCUCAUAUUUUACAAAGAAGAAGGAGAAUGAGGUGAUCGUUGUACAAACAUUAGGCGUGCUAUCACAAUAUGUGGUAUUUGCACAGCUUGCACUGGCUGAAGCCAUGCCUCUGCCUUAUUUUGUGGUCACUUCAGUUGUUGUCGCAGCGGGGCUCAUAUUGAAUUUCAUGAAUUAUUUUGAGUGGCUCAAUUCUGGAUUAUGGCGUCUUUGGGAAGAUUUUAUUACUAUUGGCGGGCUGUCUGCACUUCCCCAAAUUAUGUGGUCUACCUUUGUCCCAUAUAUACCAAACAGUAUCUUGCCUGGGGCAAUAGCUUUUGUUAUAGCAGUGGCGGCUGUUAUUAUGGCAAGACUGGGAAAACUUUCAGAGAAAGGUGCAAAGUUUGUUGGAGCAAUUUCUGGGUGGACAGCUACCCUUCUCUUCAUGUGGAUGCCAGUUUCACAAAUGUGGACAAAUUUCCUAAAUCCUGAUAACAUCAAGGGCUUAUCAGCUUUCUCAAUGUUGCUUGCUAUGAUGGGAAAUGGACUUAUGAUCCCACGUGCACUCUUCAUUCGUGACUUUAUGUGGUUCCUUGGUUCAUCUUGGGCUUCUUUGUUUUAUGGAUAUGGGAACAUUUUAUGCUUGUACUGUUUCAAAGCUAUUAGUAAGGAAUUCUUCUUUGCAGCAUCAACUGGUUUGUUUUUGUGGAUAGGAAUGGCUCUGUGGAGAGACACGGUAGUUUAUGGUUAUGGCUCACCUCUGACAUCUUUAAAAGAGUUGGUUUUUGGAUCUUAAUCCAAGGUGAUUGCUGCAAAUAGAUCCCAACUGAUGCAGAAGUGACCUGGCCUCUAAAUCCUGAGCAUGAAAUGUAGCAAAUUAUCCUCCGAUGUGAUGCCAGUGCUAGAUUGACAGACAUCUGCGACACUAGAAUGCCAAGAGGUUCAAGUAUAAAGCAUGUCUCUCAUAUCAUAAUCAUUGCCGAAAUUUUAUCUCCAGGAUUUUGCUGGAAUGAAUACCUUGCAACUCUUACAGGUUGGUUAUAUAGGGGUUGUUAUUGUCAAUCAAUUAUGAAACCACAUUCCAACUCGGAAGACAAUUGUGCUCAAAAUUUUUUCGUGCAGUUACGUGUAACAUUGUAUAAUCUCUUAUAAUUAUUUGUCCGAUUCCACA
Juglans microcarpa x Juglans regia is the source of this 1742-nucleotide messenger RNA. Its product is annotated as maltose excess protein 1-like, chloroplastic. Bases 147 to 1367 code for a protein of 406 amino acids. The record is from RefSeq and is a predicted model, not a curated record. Lineage: Eukaryota; Viridiplantae; Streptophyta; Magnoliopsida; Fagales; Juglandaceae. Gene Ontology annotation, cellular component: chloroplast envelope. The transcript is spliced from 9 exons. Gene Ontology annotation, molecular function: maltose transmembrane transporter activity.